Molecule: messenger RNA, 1005 nt
Organism: Entamoeba nuttalli P19
Lineage: Eukaryota; Evosea; Mastigamoebida; Endamoebidae
Product: RNB family domain containing protein
Exons: 1
Coding region: 1-1005 (334 amino acids)
Biological process (GO): mRNA catabolic process
Cellular component (GO): P-body; exosome (RNase complex)
Molecular function (GO): 3'-5'-RNA exonuclease activity
Source: RefSeq, a predicted model, not a curated record
AUGACAAGUUCCUAUUGUUCUUUAUUACUUUCAUUUUAUGAACAGUUAAGAAAAGAAAAACGAAUAGAUGAAAUUUUUGAAGAACUAAGAAAUGAUCCAAUUACAAGAUUAGAUCAAACAAGUUUUAUAAAACGAUUUAAAGAGACAUAUUUUGGAAAUGCAAAUGAAAUUGUUAAUUUAACAAAUCGAGAAGUUUUUACAAUUGAUAUAGAACAAACGAAUAUUAUAGAUGAUGGGAUUCACAUCGAUAUAGAUAAAAAAAGUGGAAUAACUGAAUUAGGAUUUCAUUCACCGUAUCUUACAAAAGAAGAUAUUCCUAAAUUUGAAGAAAUCAUUUCAGAUUUAUUAACAAAUGUUAUUAAUAAUACAAAAUAUUCUUAUGAUAUGAGUAAAUCAAAAAAAUUAAAUAAUAAAAGUCUGGAAAUGGGUAAAAAAGAAAAAUGUUUUAGUGUAUUACUUUAUAUUGAUUCAAAUGGAAAUAUUAUUAAAAGAUGGUAUGGGGUAACUUUAAUAUCAGUUCGUGGUAAUUUAUUUUAUCCAAGAAGUUUAAAAUUAUCUGAUUAUGAUAGUUUAUGUAAUUUACCAUAUAGUCUUAAUUUAUUUAAACAUAUUGAAUCAUUUACUUCUGAAAUAAUGACAUCUAAAUUAGAAUCACUUAAAAAAUGUAUUGAAUUAAUUAAUAAAAAUAUCUUGAACCCUCCUCCAAUAGAUAAAAUUCAUAACUUUGUUAAAUGUAUAGGUUAUAUAUUAUCUAAUACAGUAGGAGUUGAUUUGUUUCAUAUUUAUAAUAACCUAGCAAUUGUUAAUAUUGAUGUUUCUCGUAGUAUUUGUUAUUCUACUAUUCGUUCUCCUUUAAGAAAAUUUAGAGAUGUAUUAGUUCAGUCUCAAUUUAUUGCUAUUAUGAAUGAUUAUAAUGAACAACAAAUGAUUGAGUUUGUAACUGGGAAAAAAGAAAUAUCUAAAAAUGAAUUUCAAAAAUUAAUUCUUCAUAUUUGUUCAAUUUAA